Messenger RNA from Diatraea saccharalis (sugarcane borer), 898 nucleotides. NCBI's taxonomy places the organism in Eukaryota, Metazoa, Arthropoda, Insecta, Lepidoptera, Crambidae. The record is from the annotation of a GenBank genome assembly.
UACUGGUUUUUAAACAUUUUAUAGAAUGUCUAUAGUUGAGAUAGUUUAUCAUAAUGAAAAUAUAUAUACAAUACUAGACAAACCACCUCCAGAACCUCCUAAAACACCGAGAUACGAAUCGCAGCUGGAGAGGGAACUAAAACAAAGGAAAAUACCACAAUUACGUCGCACCUUCGGGUAUGCAGAGACUCCUUUGAAACCACCUGAGGAUUUCCUAAAAAAAGGCCACGGGAUCGGGCAGCCAAUAAAAAAAUCCGACCACAAAUGUAUUGUUUCGGGAAAUCUUCCACCUGUACCCAAGAGACCGCCACCAGGAAAGGGUCCAGAAAAGCCAAAAAUCAAUUUCCGUGUUGUAAACAUAAAGAAAGCAAUAAAAACUAAACCGAAGCCUGUUCAACCGAGAUUGGUAGAUACCAGGGAUGGUCACAGAAAGAAUAUAAAGGGGUCCGGCGAGGUUCCUGAAUAUUGCUUAAGACCUGAUUUUGGACAGAUGCCCGCCUACUUGACGAAGAGGAACAUGCGCAUCCAACGUGCACUUGAUAAAAUACGACACGCUGAAGAAACCAAGGAGAGUCUUUGCAAACUGAUCACCGAGGAAGAACGCCAAAAGUUAUUAAAUGACUUGAAGCACAAUUGGCAACUGAUGCAGAAGGCUUUCCUGCAGCUGCCCAUGCUGACGGACACCAUUCCCAAGAUCCUCAAGAAGACAAAGAUGGAACAGGAACUCAAACAACUUGAAAAGGAUAUAGCACUCGUCGAGAGCAACCCUUAUAUUUAUAUUUACGAAUAAUAUCCUUCCAGAUAUCAUAAUAAAGAGAAUGUUAUCAUACAUAAUUACUGCAAACACUUUAAUUAUUCGUGUCUGUCGUUUUUCCUAAAAGUGACGCGCAUGACUCGU